AUGGCGCCAUGGCCAGCGGUAUUAUGCCGGGUCGGAAGUGCAUCAUGGAACCGUAUGCUGCUUCCAAAGAACACGCAAUGGUUUCGCUCAUUCUCGUCAAAGUCGUCGGACUGGCUGCUUAACCCAUCGCACCCAAAGCUUCAAAAGUUCCUUGAGGGUGAACAUGCACAUUGGCGGCGGGAAAGCAAACCGUACCGCAAGUUCCAGCGUGCGCUGUACACGGAAAUGCGGCAACGGCUCAAGUUGGACGAGGCGGACCAUUCGAUUCCCGAAACCAUUGGGAUGUACGCAUACUACUUGAAGACCCUUCCUCGGCUCAAUUUUCCCAUAUACUGCCGACAGCACAUCGACACAAAGUCGGAGCAAGUGCUGCUGAAUCCGAACGAUAUGGACGCGUUUGGCCAGAUCGGCGUCUUUAAAGUAUCGCCGGACGGCCACUUCCUUGCCUACACGAUGGACCAGUCGGGCGACGAGCUCUACGACGCGUACGUGAAGGACCUGCGGACGUCCCGCACCACCAAGCUACGUCAGCAUGUCCGCAGCAUCGAAUGGGACACCGUCGGGUCUCUAUACUACACCGUGCCCGACGCCAUGCACCGUCCGAGCCGCGUGUUUCGCCAUCGCCCCACCGGCGCCAUUGCCGACGAUGUCCUCGUAUUUGAAGAGCGCGACCCGAGCGUGUAUGUGGACGUGGUGCUCACCAAGGACAACCAGUACGUCCUCAUCAAUGCAAACUCGAAGCGGUCGUCGGAAGUGCACACGUUGGACGCGACGGACGCCGCCGCGGUGCCGCUACUGCUCCGUCCUCGCGACCCCGACGUCUUGUACUUUGCCGACCACGCCACCGAUGCCUUUUACAUUGUCACCAACGACAACCACGCCGGAAACUACAAACUUGUGGUUAUGAUGGACUCACAGCGUGGCCACUGGAUGGACUUGAUGCCACCGUCCAGCUCCCACAGUGGCCCGUCGGCCAAGAUUGAUGAAAUGGAUCUAUUCCAAGACUUUGUCGUGCUGUACGAACGAGCCGCCGCCGGCCUUCCCCGCGUCCGCAUCGUGCCGCUGCAGUCGCCGCAGGACUCGUACAUGCUGCCGCUUCCUCCCCAGCAUGCUUGUUGCGUGCUCCAUCCGUGUCCAAACCGAGGCUUUUACGACAACGUCGUCCGCUUCUCCUUGUCCACGCCGCUGGUCCCGGAAAUCGUCUACCAAUAUGACUUGCAUAGACGACAACUGGACGUGCUCAACCAAGACGCGGCCGUAAACUUUGACGCCGACGAGUUUACUUGCCGCCGCGUGCACGUCGCCUCGACGGACGAUGAUGCGGCGGCGGUGGUGUCGGUGCCCAUGACGCUUGUCCACCGCAAGGACAUGAAACUGGACGGUUCCAACCCGACGCUUGUCGUGGGGUACGGGGCGUACGGCAUGAAUCUCGACACGGGCUUCGACAUGGAAGCGCUGUCGAUGUUGCAGCGUGGAUGGGUGUUGGCGUAUGCGCAUGUGCGGGGCGGCGGCGAACUAGGGCUGGACUGGCAUGCUCAAGGACACGGAAUGCUGAAGAAGAACUCGUUUGUGGACUUUGCCGCGUGUUGUCGGCACCUCGUGGCCACUGGCAUCACCACACGUCGACUGCUUGCGGCCAAAGGCACGUCGGCCGGUGGUCUCCUUGUCGGGUAAGAUGCCGAAUGCUGGUGAAAUGUUAACGUUAUGAUGUAUAUGUAGGGUCGUGGCCAACGAGUACCCGCACCUGGUGGCGGCAGUGGUGUUGAACGUGCCGUUUCUGGACAUUGCUACGACGAUGCAGGACCCGUCGCUGCCUCUCACAGUCCAUGAAUACGACGAGUGGGGGAAUCCCACCGCGGACGCCGCCGUGCGAGCCUACAUCCAGUCGUACUCGCCUAUCGACAACCUUCGCUCCGACCACGCGCAGUACCCUGCCAUGCUCGUCACCACGGCACUCAACGACAUGCGCGUGAAUUAUUGGGAACCACUUCGGUGGGUGCGGCACUUUCGGCAACUAAAGCCAAAGUCCCCCGACCUCGUGUUGUGGUGUAAAGUGAGCGACGACGGCGGCCAUUUCAACGGCCUCGGCCGCCUGGACCAACUCGAAGCGGCCGCCGACGAAAUCGUGUUCCUCCAUCACGCGUUGAACCUCCCAUCCUCAUGAUCAACUCAAGGAUCAACUCAAGGAUGAACCAUCGAUUUCUCUCAAUAGAUCAUUCAUUUAUAUUAUAACAAGUGAAUGAAUCAAGCUGCCUAAUAGAUCAUUCAUUUAUUC
Molecule: messenger RNA, 2275 nt
Organism: Aphanomyces astaci
Lineage: Eukaryota; Oomycota; Saprolegniomycetes; Saprolegniales; Verrucalvaceae
Exons: 6
Coding region: 1-1674 (557 amino acids)
Biological process (GO): proteolysis
Molecular function (GO): serine-type endopeptidase activity
Source: RefSeq, a predicted model, not a curated record